Messenger RNA from Camellia sinensis, 573 nucleotides. NCBI's taxonomy places the organism in Eukaryota, Viridiplantae, Streptophyta, Magnoliopsida, Ericales, Theaceae. The record is from RefSeq and is a predicted model, not a curated record.
AUGGAUCAGGAUCAUGAUUUCUGGGAAAAUAGCGAAUGGAAUGAUUGGCAAACUACUAUUUUGCAGGAGUGUAAUAUUGUGGAAAAUGUCUACAGAUGGGCUUGCGGGCGCCCAACUGCAUUGCAAGAUAGGACAAGGGAUAGUGAUGAGGAUGAUCUUCAUGACAGAGAUUUUGAUGUAGCAGCUUUAGCAAAUAAUCUUAGCCAAGCAUUUAGAUACUCGAUAUAUGAUAAUGAGGAUGCUGAAGAGGGCAAUGGGGCUCUUGAUCGAGUUGAUGAGGUAAUAGUUUUUUCUUUUCUUUUUUUUUUUCUCCACCUUUUCAAAUCUAUGGUCUUUUCUCCCUCUGAUUCAAUUGAAAAGAAACUGAAGGCUGGUUAAUAUGAAUCUGCAUUAUUGAAUUGGAGGCAGCAUACUUUGCAUAAGAACUCUUUCAGCUGUUUAUUCUGUUUUAUUUAUUUUCUAUGAAGGAAAAAUUAGAUUGCAAUUGUUGUAUUGUAAUUACUUGAACAAAUAAUUUGUGUAUCCAUGUGCUUUCAUAUUGUUUCUAAUUGCAGCUAUGCAUAUGUUGAUUAC